Messenger RNA from Phytophthora nicotianae INRA-310, 390 nucleotides. RefSeq lists its product as hypothetical. The coding region runs from base 1 to 390 and encodes 129 amino acids. The record is from RefSeq and is a predicted model, not a curated record. Lineage: Eukaryota; Oomycota; Peronosporomycetes; Peronosporales; Peronosporaceae. The transcript is spliced from 2 exons.
AUGGCCUCAAUGUCGUUGUCGUUCAUCUUGUGCGAGUCCGAGGAGGAUUCGCCACCUCGCACCCGCCUGCAACGCAAGGAAAGGUCUGUGAGUUCAAGUGUGGCGCGCCAGGAUGAAGAUGAAGACGUUCCUGCUGCUGAACCGAAGAACCAGAGUUCCAUAGCUCGUCGUCGAAAUAGAGGCGACAGCAACAGCAGCAAACGCAGGAAGGCCAUACCCACGUCCGACAGGCUACACCAUGUGCGUCAACUGCAGAACAUGCGCCAGCGCCGCUACCGUGAGCGCAAGAAAUCGACCGCAUCGGCUCUGCAGGCCAACGCUGACAAUCUACUCCAGGAAAAUGGAGCGCUGGAGACUGCAAUUCUGGAGCACUUCAACUCGCAAAAGUAG